This is a messenger RNA of Pecten maximus, 798 nucleotides long. RefSeq lists its product as uncharacterized. The record is from RefSeq and is a predicted model, not a curated record. The transcript has a single exon. Bases 1 to 798 code for a protein of 265 amino acids. Lineage: Eukaryota; Metazoa; Mollusca; Bivalvia; Pectinida; Pectinidae. Gene Ontology annotation, molecular function: zinc ion binding; nucleic acid binding.
AUGGCCACUAAGGACCAAAGUACACCAGUCCUUGAAAAAUUUGACGGACACUCAAACGCUAAAAUUUGGUUUGGAAAAUUUGAGAAAAUUUCUAGAAUAAAAAAAUGGAAGGAUGAAGAGAAAGCUGUUCAGCUGUGCCUAUAUCUAAAGGGAACAGCUGAACAAUGGUUGUAUACACUGGAUGAAGCUGUUCAGGACAAUUAUGAGCUUCUUGGAAAUAAAUUCAAGGAACGUUUCUUCCCUAAGGAGGCGGAACGCCCAAUGAAGGUACAAAGAUUCCUGAGCUUAAAACAGGAAGGACAAGAUGUGGUUGCCUAUGUAGACUUGGUUCAGGCCCUGGGAAAAGAUCUACAAAGGAAGGAGGAGGAAAUACUGGACAUCGUCAUCAAUGGAUUAGAUGACCAUGUCAAGGCCUUUGUUCUGGGGAAGGAGGCCAGAACAAUAGAAGAUGUUAUAAAGUAUGGGACAAUGGCAGGAGCACUAAGUAGCCAGUGUUAUAAAAAGGAGGAUGCUGGCACCAUUGAAGCCCUAAAACAGGAACUGGCUGCUCUCAGACAGGAGCAUGAAUUAAACAAAAAGUUACUGGAUGGACUCAAACCUGUGAACAGUGUACAAAGGGACAGGAAGCAGGACAGUAAGGAAAGGGAACAAUGUUGCCAUUGUGGUGAGUACUGGCAUGUUGCGAAAAGAUGUAGGUUCCAAAAUGCUGUAUGUUAUAACUGUGGUAGGAAGGGUCACAUCAAAGCCAUUUGUAGAAGCUUACGUAGGAAAAACCAGAAACAAAAUAUGAACAAAUAG